Molecule: messenger RNA, 2150 nt
Organism: Ruditapes philippinarum (Manila clam)
Lineage: Eukaryota; Metazoa; Mollusca; Bivalvia; Venerida; Veneridae
Product: ankyrin repeat domain-containing protein 55-like
Exons: 13
Coding region: 94-2040 (648 amino acids)
Molecular function (GO): protein binding
Source: RefSeq, a predicted model, not a curated record
UUUUGACGUAAUUGUUUGUCAUGAAUCAGUUACAUGUAGCGGCGUUAAACGUGAAAGCUGGAACUGUAUUUUUAAAGACAUUAUAGUCGAUACAUGCAGAAGUGCCUUCAUUCCAGAGGAGGAAAACAACGUGCAACUGUUUCAGGUUUGGAGACGGACGGAGACGAUGAGCACACGUUGGCACAUAGGGCGGCUGCAAGCGGCGAUACACAGUCAGUAAUACGUGCAAUAAAACAGGAUCCUGGUGUGAUCCAGCAGAAAGAUAGAGAUGGUUAUACGCCGUUAGCUCACGCCGUCCUAGGCAAACAUGUGCAAACGUUAAAGCGUCUCGUUAAAAUGGGAGCAGACGUUAAUGUACAGGACGCCCAAGGACGCACGUGCCUCGCAAUAGCUGCGUAUCAGGGCUGGAGCGAUGGAGUAGUGUAUCUUCUUAGGAAAGGUGCGAGGCAAGAUAUUGUGGACAAGUCAGGUCGAACACCACUACAUGCGGCUACCUAUGACACAGAUAACAGAUCAUUACUGGCGUUGAUGAAAAGACUGUCUGAGGCAGAAAUAAACAUCGGGGAUAAUGAGCGAAUGACGGCGUUGCAUUGGGCAGCUUUUCAUAAUCGACCGGAGCACGUGAAACAACUGUUACAACGAGGUGGCCUUCCAACACAGGUAGACAUUGACGGAAAGACACCGUUACACUGGGCAGCACAGAACGGAAGUGCGUCAUGCUGUCCGAUAUUAACCGACCACAACAUAGAUCUUGCGAAUACGAUAGAUAACUGCGGGAAAACAGCGCUCCACCUAGCGGCGGCUGCCGGAUAUACGGCGAUUCUACAAGACCUUGCACGGAUAUCACCGUCGACUUGUGAAGCUUGGGACAAAGACGACAGAACUCCAUUACACUGGGCGGCUGCCACUGGUCACACCAGCUGUGUCCGAGCACUGUUGAACAUGGGUGUUACCCCUAACCCAGUCGACGUGGACGGUGUGACACCAUUAGAGUAUGCGACUAAUGCCGGCCAUAGAGAGUGUAUUGUUUUGCUACGAGACAGACUUGGCAUCAAACCAAGCGGAAACAAACGAAAACAAAACGAUCAGAAACAAAGUGCAGGCGGAUUCUUUAAAGGACUGUUUUCAAGAAAGAAAGACGCAGACAACAGAAAAGAGACGGUAUCCAAGGAUACCAAGCUUCCACAAGUGUUUGGUGUUAAGAAUGAAUCUAUGAUAAAUAAGAACAAUGACACGAAAGGCGGUCUUUCUGCGAGUACUAGUCCGAGGGGCGUGACCACACCAAGAGAGGGCGGUGCUAAGAGAUUGAAUAACGCUAAAAGAGACGCUGGCGCCUCUACACCUGCGACAAUCAAAACUUUAUCUACUUGGACCGACAACUCUAGCUACCUUUCAGGUAAUACUGAUGCUCGGGCAACACAUUUGUCUCCCUUAGGUGGUCUUCGUCCUCCUUCAAUUUCGCCUCGAAUAGCAAAUUCACCAGGAGUAAUGGAAUCUCCACGAAUACGGAAACAAAGAGAACUCAGUCCAUUACGUCUUGAUAGAAUGGUGAAAGAAAGGUUCGAACUUCCAGUGCCAGAACCAGUAUCGACGUUACAGAUGGAUCAGGACAGAGUCCCUACAUCAACCCCAACAACACAAAUAAAAUUCAAUAUAAACGGCAAGACAGUCUUACCAAAUAUUCACGCCGAAUCGGCAGAAUUAGACAUGGACAGCAAACAUGGCGGACUCAUAGAUUCGGACCCAGGCCCUUCCGUGAAGAAAAAGAAACAUAAGAAAAAUCGGAAAGAGAGGGGGCAGCGUGAACCGGAAGUAAUUACAGCAACGCCGCUUGAACACGAAACUAACAUUUAUAGACCGCAGGAUAGAGGCAAGGAGAAAAACGCGCCAAACUUGACAGCAGACGACACUAGGGACAAUGGAACGCUGGUAGAUAAUACAUGUAAUAGUGCCAACAAAGACAGGCAAACAGAACAAGAAGUUAUAAAAGCAUUAGCAGGUCUAGAAAUGAAUGAACUAAGUUAUUUAUCAAGAUGUUGAUUGACAAAUCAUCACAAAAUGUGCUUUAAUUCAGAAUUUUUCCAUGAAUUUUGACAAAGUUUAUCGUUAUUUUAUCGUAUUAGUGCCUUUUAAUAAAUUACUAUUUUCUA